AUGGGAGGGACCGACAGACGUCAAGCCCACAACCCACAACCUGUGCAUACGUACCAAGGCAUGAUCGAGGAGCCUGAUGCACCACGCGAAACUUUGCCUGGUAACCUGCAUCUCCAAACAUCAUCAACACACUUGACAUUGCCGGCUCCUCAAGCAGCUUCCUACUCCUUCACGCCGUUCUCCAAAUCAUCAUUCGCGUCAUUGCUCUACAGACUGUGCAAAGGUCCCCCUGCACAGUCCUCCGUCACUGUCCAUCGCCACCACCCUCUCAACUUUAUGCAGACCUGGCCUACUGAGUCAUCAGAUAGCUCUCGACCAAACGACUCCCAGGAACACCUCACCCCCAAUCAAGAUGGCUCCCAGCACCAACUACGGCCCCUCAGGCCUGCGCAUCUGCCGCAGCACUCUGUCGGCUCCAGCGGUGCCUCUCCGCACUCCAUCGCGGACGGCCUUGACGGCGUCAACGCCGGCCAGCUUGAUGAGCGACUUCGUCUGCUGAGCAUCCGCAAUGGACACCCAGAUGGCCGUCACUACGUAGCGGGUCAACGAAUCACCGAUUACGAGAAUGCAUUGGCGCCCUCCACGCCUAGACAGGCGCUUGGCUUCAAGGUCAUCAAGCGUGUUGAUUCGCGGUCUGAUGGUGUCCAGCUCACUGAUUUCCCCAACGAAAUUUUGACCCAUGUCUUAUCCCACCUGCAUCCCGAUUCUCACGCGGCGGUCGCGCUCGUUUCGAAGCGGUUUUAUUCGCUGGUCACGACACCCCACGCCUGGCGGAUGGCAUUCUUGCGCUACUUCCCUGGGCAUGAGAGCUUGACAGACAAGCCUGAGAAAGAGGCCACCGGGCCGUGGGAACAGGCGACGACAGAAUUCGUCCGAUCAGAGGCUCGUUAUUUCGCCCGCCUGACGUCGCUGGCCACUUGGAGGAGCGAAUACCUACUGCGCACUCGCCUACUCAGGGGUCUCAUCAGGGGUAAACCUGGAGCAUCCGGCGGCAUCGGCACCUCGGCGCGCUCAACCAAGAAGAUCAGCGCUGUCUUGACGUAUAACUCAAAGUUGCCGUGGGCUGUGACAAGCCUACAUGCCAUCUUCUCAAACGGCAAGAAGCCGCCACGUGCCGUCCAUGGCGCUGCGGACCUAGGCUUUGCUACUAUGAGCGAUCCAACUUCUGGCAAAGUCGAGAAGUGGGGUUUCGAUGAGCCGUUCAGCUCUCAGCAGCUCGACGAGGUAUUUCCAGACUUGGAGCCCUAUGGUGUUGGCGAGGGGCCUGCCGCUGGACCAAAUGUCAUGGACGUCAGUGUGCCUUACGGCCUCCUCGCAGGUGAAGGCCACCCUGGUGGCCGUGCGUAUUACCGUCCCAUUCACGAGAAGCGCGGUCGUUACCUUACUCACGAGUCGGGCGUGGUCGAUACCUACCCUGACAUCCCUCGCAUCCCAGAGCUCUCUGAGGCCAUCUCGAGUCUCUGGAUCGCCAAGUCAUCCGCCGUCCCGUACAUGACACUCUCCAUAGUCGGCAUCUUGACAGGCUCGACUCUUGGCGUCGUCACUGCGUACGCCCUGGGUGGGGACAACACCGGUCACCGAUUCUCAAACGGCGACAUGACUGCCCGCUGGGUGCUAAGCCCCGGCGUGCCAAUCAUCUCGAUCAAGGUUGAUGAUCAAUACAACCAGAGGAGGAAGAACACCAGGCGCGCGUGGGCUGUUGCUCUGAAUGCCCUCGGCGAGGUCUUCUUCCUCACGGAGCCUCCUACGUCGAGCCUCGACCGAGCCAAGGGCGAGGAUGUGACCAAGAAUGCGUGGCUCGCAGGGCGAUCUGUGUACUGGCAGCUCGUUGAGCAGACGCGUCGCCGCGCUCGCCCUGAUGACUCGGAUAAAAACGCCAUUCGAGGCGCUUACACUCCUCGAUCACCUGCGGACUCCAUGGAGCUGAGCAAGGAGCAACUCACUGCCGAAGCACGCGAGAUCGAGAAAUUCCUUCGACACAAGCCGUCGCACUUUCGCAAAGUUUGCGAAGGCUGGGACAUGAAGCGUGUGCUCGAGGUCGAUUUUGCCCAUGAUGAUGGGAACGGUGGCGGAGAAACCAUCAUCGUCAUCGAAUGUGGGUGGGAGAAGGGACAAGGUCCCAAAGUUUCGAGAUACAUGAGAUCUCUGCUGCCCAAGACGCCUCAGCAAACCCGCAUCUCUGAGCUGAAAGACGCUGAGAUGGAGGCUCAACCUGAACCAGCGCCGGCGUCCAUCUUUGGAGCCAAGGGGGCCACUGCGAACAGAGCAGAGCCUGAGCCAGUCGUUCCAGCGUCCGUUGCCGCCCCUCUGCAGACUCCUCCUGGCACCGUCACUCCGGCACCUAAUCUUCUGAGCGACUGGGGCGUCACCGUCUUCGGCCUUGCUGGCUACAACAAGAGCGAAAUAACGGCAUCCGCCAUUGAUGUUUCAUUACACGCCGCUGUAACAUCGGCCGAAGACCCUCUGAGGGAAACGGUCAAGGGCACAUCCCACGCAGGCACCCCAAUCAGCGUUACGCCGCGUACAGCUGAGACGCUGGCUGAGAUCCCUGGACGCAGCGCCCGCAUGCUCGCCAUCGGCACCAAGAGCGGCGUCGUCCUGCUUUGGAACAUGCGCGAGACUGGACCACUUGUCAAGGAUAUGAAGCCGGUCCGAAUCAUCCAGACUGAAUCUCCUGAGAUCUCUUGCCUGGCCCUCAACGGCUUGUACCUCGUCCAUGGUGGCAGCGAUGGCUUGGUCCAGGCCUGGGAUCCGCUCGCGUCAUCACUAGAUCCUCUGCGCACUCUGAACGCCAGGCCAUCUGGGCGUGUGCCUAGGCACAUGCUGACGAUGAAUCCCGCUCUGGCCAACGAGAAUUACACGGCCGCCCGGACCAUCUUCCUCGACCCCGACCCAACGGCUCUACGCGGCGUCACAGCAUUUGGCGCUUUCUUGCGAUACUGGUCGUACAGCGCAACAAGCCAACCACCUGGUCGUAAGCGCCGGCUUCGACACGCUGACAUCCACGGCCGCCUCGCCACGCGCCGUCAGGGCGGCAAGGUAUCAGGUUACAUUGCGGCCGAGACGGCCGAGCUUCGUCUCGAGCAAGAGCAUCGCAGCCGUGAGCAGACGAGGCUUCGCAAUCGUUUUGGAGUGGGUGCGUUGGGUGACCUGACGGAGGAAGAGGCCGUUCGAUAUGCGCAGAUGAUCUCUGAGGAGUCUUUCCACACUGAUGAGCAGCGCCGUACCAGUGCUAGCGACACGGGCGACGCCAGCUUUGACACUGCCUCGUCGUUCAGCGAGAGCACGGCGUCCACGGUCACGCCAGACCCCAGCGUGAACGGCCUGCCUGCCAACGGAUUCAGUCCUCCCCCAACCGUGGACGAAGAAAGCGAGUAUGAGAUGCAGGUUCAGCAGGCUCUCCGCCUGUCGCUCCUCGAGGGCGUCAACGACCAUGGCCACUCGCCACGCGGGAACAACUCCAACGACUACGAGGUGCCCAUCACCAUCAAAUCCAAGUCGGCCAAGAAGGGCAAGCGGUCUGCUUCCCGGUCACCCCCCGCAAGCUACACAGCGCAUUCAGGCGCCAACGGCGGGUCGUCCAGCCAAGCCCCGAUGACCCAAGAAGAAGAAGACCUGGCACUUGCCCUGAAGCUGAGCAUGGAGGAUCAGGGCACAUACGGGGGCCCUGAGAGUGCGGACGCUACCUACGAGCAGCAGGAGGAUUUCCCUUCGCUGGAGGUCAAGGGGAAGGGCAAGGGGAAAAUGUGA
Messenger RNA from Verticillium alfalfae VaMs.102, 3750 nucleotides. RefSeq names its product F-box and WD domain-containing protein. Gene Ontology annotation, molecular function: polyubiquitin modification-dependent protein binding. Gene Ontology annotation, cellular component: proteasome regulatory particle, base subcomplex; cytosol; nucleus. NCBI's taxonomy places the organism in Eukaryota, Fungi, Ascomycota, Sordariomycetes, Glomerellales, Plectosphaerellaceae. The record is from RefSeq and is a predicted model, not a curated record. The coding region runs from base 1 to 3750 and encodes 1249 amino acids. Gene Ontology annotation, biological process: proteasome-mediated ubiquitin-dependent protein catabolic process. The transcript has 3 exons.